CGCAUUUAAAGGGUUUUUCACCUAAAAGGAAACCACAAGGGGCAGAGUGAUGAGUCAGAAACGUUAAGGCUUUCCCUCUCUUGGACACUCUUCCCAGAAACAGAUAUGGUUCGACUGCUCUGGUCCCCCAACGUGUUCCACUGUUACUUACCGAACUUUAGAAACUCGCCCUUUGCCAACGUGGAAAGCCAUUCGGUGUGGAGAGUGCAGACGGAUAGCAGCAGCAGGACGCAUUGAGAAACUGAAUUGAGAUUCAUGAACAGCUUUGCAGCCCGUCGAGCUCCGCGAGCAACACGCGAUCUCAUUGAUUAUUCACCAAGGGUACUAAAGGGGAACGGAAACCUAGUGCUGCGAUAUCCGUGGAUUUAGGCCGUCGUCCUAAACUGAUUUGCGGCAGGGCUUGAAGCCUGCAGUCUAGCACACAGCAGACCUACAGUGCAAGAGAGAAAAAAGUCAAUUGCAUUUACAUGAAAGAUGAUGGAAAUUCAGGGGUCAGGAGUCGUUUAGUAUAAGUCACUUGAAUACACGUGCCUCUUACCGUCCUCCACCUGUUGAAGAAGAUGUCUUCGAUCAUUUAAUUCAGACGAUGCUUCUGGACGCUGGACCUCAAUAUCCUACUCUAGGAGUGACUACCUUCGGAUCAUCCCGACAUCACUCAACAGGCGAUGUCAACGACCGAGAAGUGGGACUGGGGAUAAAUCCUUUCGCUGACGGGAUGGGUGCUUUUAAAAUCAGCCCCAGCACUCACGAUCUCGCAUCGGGUCAAACUGCCUUCACGUCGCAGGCUCCAGGCUACGCCGCGGCUCUGGGUCACCACCCCGGCCAUGUGAGUUCGUACAGCAGCGCAGCGUUCAACUCGACCCGGGACUUUUUGUUUCGCAAUCGGGGCUUUGGGGAAGCGGCGGCAGCCAGCGCCGGGCACAGCCUGUUCGCUUCGGCCGCGGCCGCGGGCAGUUUUGCGGGACCCCAUGGACAUACCGACGCUGCGGGGCAUCUACUCUUCCCGGGGCUUCACGAACAGGCGACGACUCACGCUUCUCCCAAUGCACAUGUAAUGAACGGGCAAAUGCGCUUAGGCUUUUCUGGGGACAUGUAUGGCAGAGCAGACCAAUACAGCCAGGUCACUAGUCCCAGAUCGGACCACUACGCCUCGACCCAGCUACACAGUUAUGGUCCCAUGAACAUGAACAUGGCGGCUCACCAUGGGGCCGGGGCCUUCUUUCGUUAUAUGAGGCAGCCCAUUAAGCAAGAACUGAUAUGUAAAUGGAUAGAGCCCGAACAGUUGACGAAUCCUAAAAAAUCCUGCAACAAAACUUUUAGCACGAUGCACGAACUGGUUACUCACGUAACAGUGGAACACGUUGGGGGACCAGAGCAGUCGAAUCAUAUCUGUUUCUGGGAAGAGUGUUCAAGAGAGGGAAAGCCUUUCAAAGCCAAAUAUAAACUUGUAAAUCACAUCAGAGUCCACACUGGCGAGAAACCAUUUCCCUGUCCAUUCCCUGGCUGCGGCAAAGUCUUUGCUCGAUCAGAAAAUCUCAAGAUCCACAAAAGAACUCACACAGGCGAGAAGCCAUUCAAAUGUGAGUUCGAAGGGUGCGACAGGCGUUUUGCUAACAGCAGCGAUCGCAAAAAGCACAUGCACGUGCACACUUCUGACAAGCCGUACCUCUGCAAAAUGUGUGACAAGUCCUACACUCAUCCCAGCUCUCUACGAAAACACAUGAAGGUCCACGAAGCAUCCUCUCAAGGGUCACAGCCUUCUCCUGCGGCAAGUUCUGGCUACGAAUCCUCAACACCCCCUACCAUCGUGUCGCCCUCCACAGAAAACCAGACCAACAGUUCAAUGUCCCCGACAUCUUCUGCAGUUCACCACACAUCCAACCACAGCACGCUUUCAUCGAACUUUAACGAAUGGUACGUUUAAGUAAACCUACAUAAAAAUACAAAAAAAUACAAAACUUUUCAAAAAAGACUCCAAAGUUACGAUCGCGAGGAAUCAAAGACAAAAAAAGCUGCCAAUAGACGCCGAAAGGAAUAAUAAAAGAAGAAACCAAAACCUUUCAAAGGUUUAGUAGCGAAUCUUAAAAUGCAUGUAGGACGAUGCUAUUUUUCUAGCCAUUGCCAAGUGCUAGAUUUAAAGAACGAUCUGAUAAAGCUCUGAAAUUGCAUGUGUUCUAUGGCAGCGGCCUUUUUUCUUUCCUUUUUGUAAAUAUAGAAUUACUAGUUUAAGAGUCUAAUGUUUGAAUCCUGUACAUAGACAUAUCACAGGGGAUUUGUCAACGUGGUAUUUGCAUAUCUGGGCGACGGUUGGAAAAAUGCAAUUAUUUGUUUAUGGAUGGCAAAAAGUUACUAUAGUCGAUGUGUACCAAAAUGUGAAUUACUUUGUAUUUGUCUCAACUGAGCGUCAGAAAGUUAGCAGAUACUAUUGUUAUUAAUGUGCUUUUUGUAUCCAGUGCAAACCUUUCGUCCCAAAGUCCAGUCAGAGUAGUGAAGUGUUCAAAGUGUUGCUUGUUAUGUCAAAAAAAAUAUCGUAGUGCAAGCUUGGAACUCCGUGUUAAAAUGUAACUUUGUUUUAUGUAAGACGAUAUUAAAGCAAAAUAAGAAAUUUAUCUGUCCAUUGCCUUCGCAGUUGCGAUAAAUUUAUGUAUAUAUUCCCAAUCUCCAUAUUUAUCCGCAUGUACGUAAUUUACCGGUAUUACGUGUUACAGAUAUUCGAUAUUUAUGAAAAAUGCAUUCGUAUGUAAAACCUAGUUUACAAACUGUUCCAUAACAUUUCGUACAAUAUUAAAGAUUCCAAAAUCCAA
This is a messenger RNA of Pristis pectinata (smalltooth sawfish), 2804 nucleotides long. RefSeq names its product zic family member 1 (odd-paired homolog, Drosophila) (gene zic1). NCBI's taxonomy places the organism in Eukaryota, Metazoa, Chordata, Chondrichthyes, Rhinopristiformes, Pristidae. The record is from RefSeq and is a predicted model, not a curated record. Gene Ontology annotation, cellular component: nucleus. Gene Ontology annotation, biological process: central nervous system development; regulation of transcription by RNA polymerase II. Gene Ontology annotation, molecular function: DNA-binding transcription factor activity, RNA polymerase II-specific; RNA polymerase II cis-regulatory region sequence-specific DNA binding. The transcript has 8 exons. The coding region runs from base 587 to 1924 and encodes 445 amino acids.